AUGCCGCUGACUGUUCCUUCUGCUUUGCGCUCUUUCGAUCGAAUUUACGUUUCGGGAACAGCCGAUAUCAUCUCAACGGUCGAGUUCGAUCACACCGGUGACUAUCUUGCCACUGGUGAUAAGGGGGGUCGUGUCGUCCUCUUCGAACGCAAUGACUCUGUGAGUAACUCUCUUGUCAUCAUCCCGCACUCGCGCGCUGCCAAAUGCGAAUAUACUGACCUUCGCGCCGUUUGCCGCCUGCUUGCCACCUCACAGAAAAAGGGCUGCGAGUACAAGUUCCAUACCGAGUUUCAGUCGCACGAGCCCGAGUUCGACUACCUCAAGUCUCUCGAAAUCGAAGAAAAGAUCAACAAGAUCAAGUGGUGCCGAAGACAGAACGCCGCUCACUUUUUGCUCAGUACAAAUGACAAGACGAUCAAGCUCUGGAAAGUGUUCGAGAAGACACUCAAAUUGGUAGCCGAAAACAAUCACAACGACAUGGGGUACGGCCAGACACGAGACCCAGACGUGCACCCAUCCUUGCUUCCCGUCCCCACACCAGUGCCCGGAAGCGGUGCGGGUCUCAGACUGCCGCGUCUCACACCCGUCGACACCAUCAUCGCAGCCGUGCCACGCAAGAUCUACGCCAAUGCACACGCCUACCACAUCAACUCGAUUUCGGUCAACUCGGACGGCGAGACGUACAUCAGCGCCGACGAUCUUCGCAUCAACCUUUGGAACCUCAACAUCAGCGAUCAGAGCUUCAACAUUGUCGACAUCAAACCGGUCAACAUGGAAGAGCUGACCGAAGUCAUCACUGCUGCUGAGUUCCACCCUAUCCACUGCAACCAGUUUGUCUACUCGAGCUCCAAGGGUACCAUCAAGCUGGCCGAUAUGCGAGACUCUGCGCUGUGCGAUGCGCACGCCAAGCAGUUUGAAGAAGAGGAGGAUCCUUCGACCAAGUCCUUCUUCAGCGAGAUCAUCAGCAGCAUAUCCGACGUCAAGUUUUCGCGAGACGGUCGGUACAUCCUGUCUCGCGACUACCUCACAUUGAAGAUCUGGGACGUCAACAUGGAGAACAAACCGGUGAAGACCAUCCCGAUCCACGACCACCUUCGAUCCAAGCUGUGCGAUCUGUACGAGAACGACUGCAUCUUUGACAAGUUCGAAGCGCUCUGGGGUCCCGAUGGCAAGAAAGUGUUGACGGGAAGCUACAACAACUACUUCCACAUUUUCGACAAGGACGAUAGCUCGGACGUUGUGCUGCAGGCGGACAAGUCGGCGUUCAAGGCCAAGAGGAUGGCAGGCGCCGGUAAGAAGGGCAACAAAGGCGCGGGUGCUGGUACGUUGGGUGCGCCGGGGCAGAUCAAUCUGGACAACCCGGAUUUCAACAAGAAGAUCCUCCAUGCCAGCUAUCACCCCAGGGAGAACACGAUUGCCAUCGCAGCGACGAAUAACCUCUUCAUCUUUUCGGCUAAUAAUCCUGCGGGCAUUCCGAUGGCAUAG
Molecule: messenger RNA, 1485 nt
Organism: Pseudozyma hubeiensis SY62
Lineage: Eukaryota; Fungi; Basidiomycota; Ustilaginomycetes; Ustilaginales; Ustilaginaceae
Exons: 2
Coding region: 1-1485 (494 amino acids)
Biological process (GO): peptidyl-serine dephosphorylation
Cellular component (GO): protein phosphatase type 2A complex; cytosol
Molecular function (GO): protein phosphatase regulator activity; protein binding
Source: RefSeq, a predicted model, not a curated record